UGAACAUUGCGAAUGUUGCUAGGAAAGAUCACGGGAUUAUUUAUUGUGCAACUUUCCUUGAUGGAAGACCUUUGAACACAGGUUUUUUGAACAUGGCUACAAGAAUAACAACCCCCCUUCUUAAAGAUAGCGAAAGGAUUCACUCGACAGAGGAAACUGGCGGGCCUCAGGAAACUAGCACAGACUCUCGAUUUUUAUCUCUAGCAGAUCAGCUAGGCGUGCAACCUGACGCACUGAGCCGGUCAAGUUCUGCAGAGAGAGAAAAGGAAAAUGACUAUGAAAGAGAUAGAAGACGUCACAAAGAUCCUGUCGUCAAUAUAAGCUUUGAACAACUCGAAGAAUUGCUUACAGCUCUGGAUUCCACAAGCGACAUGCUUCGGCAAGUUGGUUUAAACUCAGUUGAGUUAGAGAGUUUAACAAGGCAGCGAAGGUGAGGUUUUUACAGUCAUUUUCUCCAAUCUCUUUUUGUGUUGAUGUUUAUCGCUGAUGUGUAUUGCCAGAUACAAACAUAAGCUCCUUGAUAACCAGCCUGGCAGGACACAAACGAAAGGAACUAAUUGUUUUCACUCAUUCCGGAUGUUUUUGUCCGUGAGGUGUUCUCCUUGAGCAUUGUGGGGUAUCAUUGAUAACGAUGACGAACACGAAAGCGGCCAAUCCCCUGCCAACUAUAAUUUUGCCUAUGGCUCAGAAAGAGCUGUAAUGGGUGGAGGUUGCUGGGAGCUUGGGAGGUACAGACAUAGUUUAUGUUUAUUUUUCCCAGGAUGGUUGCAAUUGGUUUGGCUUCAUUUUCACCCCAGAGGAAAUUUGUGAGCAUAAUGGUUAGUGCGCUAGAUUGAGGUUGAGAGGGCUAUGUUCAAAACACUUUACUUUCACAGUGCCCCUCUCCAACCUGGGCUGGGUUGUUUAAAGCUGGGUUAUGAUAUCCCAGGGUUGGUAUGAAAUCUGAUUUCAGAUAUGAAAGCUUUAAAAGAAAAUUAUCGCUGAUGUGGAUUGCCAGAUACAGACAUAAGCUCCUUGAUAACCAGCCUGGCAGGACACAAACAAAAGGAACUAAUUGUUUUCACUCAUUCUGGAUGUUGUCAGGGAUAUGUGAUGAAUUGGUGGAAAGGGGGAGGGGGGGGGGGAGAUAACCUUGCAAGUAUCCAAAUCCAAGGGGAAGUAGUGAUAUUCCUAGUUGCUUUGUGACAAGGAAACCAAGAUAAGCUCUGGCUGGGCAGGCCAUUAGGCUUGAGUACAGACUUAACCUUUCUUACCUCUCAUUGCCAAUAAUCUAGAGAUAUCAACCUUUUGGAAUAAAAGACGAGAGGUUUUGGUUUCUGCUAAGGCAUUACCACAGGUGCUCAUGGUGUAAACUCAAGGAGGGUUUGGGGCAUACUCCACCUGGAAUAUUUUGAAAAUAUUUAUUGCCAUUUCUUCUCUUUUGAAAUCAUAGUCAAUGAAAAACUGUGUAGGAUUACAGUACCUAUAAUAUUAUAAACCACACAUUAAAAGUUGAGGCCCAUAGUUCCCUUUUGCAUUUUCAACAAUGGUACCUUCUUUCAAGGGAAAUGUAGUAGAAAUCUGCAAAGAACUCGUUCAAUGAGUAAUAAAUAGACAGGAAUACAUAUUUUUUUUUUCACUGUAUUCCUGAGAAUGAUGGUCACAAUGGCUUUGAAAACUAGACAACCUUCUGAAUAAAUGUAAACCUAGCAUUAGACUGUCACUAUCCAGUUCAUUACUGCAUCCUAAAAUUCUUGGUCUUAUGCUAACUUGCCAAAGAAGCAUGACAGGUUUCAAGCCAAAAGAAGGGCUGGAAUCUAUGCCCCUUUCUCAGGUCCAUUGAAAGUUUCAGCAGAUACUGGACUCAAAUGUUUCCAUUUUGAAAUGGAGACACGAACCCCUUAACCCCCAAGAUCUGAUUGAUAAUUCUCCCUUCAGAAGUUGCUACACUUUUCUUUGUAAAUUAGUUGGGAGAAUUUGGUGUUAGACCAGGAACAACUUCUACCUGAUAAGUUUGAGUAUUCUCAUUACCUGUUUGGUUGAUAAUGUAUGAUUGGAUAACAAAGGGAGAAGGACUGUACAAUGUUGAUCACUUCUGGGAGUUAAACUGUCAAUAAAACAUCAGGAAACUAAUCAGAAUGGACUGGUUUUUUUGAGUUUGAAAAGGCGCUGGCUUCUAUUUGACAUGCUUAUGAGUGCAUUUUAUCCUAAACAGGGCUUUAAAUUUUUACAGUCAGCCUUAGUUUGAAAAAUUUCAUUGACCAUUGAUUUUAUUUGCAGAAGUCACAGGAUUCCAACAUGUGUUACUAGACAUCUUUUGCUUGGGACAAUAUUCUGGCAGGUAUAAAUUUAUUAACUCUUUUACUUUUUUUUUUUCACUUACUAUUGCUUUGUAUUUCAAUAUUAUUGGUCCUAACUUGAUCAGGCAUUCUAAUUCAUGUUUGACAAGUCUCAAUAGUUUUCGUUGUGCUCUAGAUUCUGAACAUAGUGGCUGUUGUGAUUACUGAAGCUUUUGCAACUCAGUCUGAAGGUGAUGAAAAAAAAGAGGGCAAAACUGUAUAUAUUGCGGUAAUUUCCAAAUCAUUUUGUAUUUAUUGUAACUUUUGCUGUGAUGUGUACAAUUUAACUCUUCAUCUUUUGUUAUCUGAUUGUUAAUUCUCCCCUUUAGUUGUGACACAAUUAGUCACAAGAAAUUUGUUGUGAAGGCAAAAAAUUUUACCUGAUAAGUCUGGGUAUUCUCAUUACCUGUUUGCUAGGAAUUGUAUAAAUAUUAUAGGGAGAAGUUACAUCUUAAUCAGCUUUGGGAGUUAAAGUGUUCAAUGUGAAUGAUAACAAGACUAGAUGUGAUAAGGCUGUAUGGAAAAUGUGUUGUCUUUGAAUUCUCUUGAUUUAUUUGUUUGGCAAAAACUUGAAGUCAGUUUCUAAAGGUGUUUUAAUGGAGAUCCUAGUUAAACUUUAAAAUUUCUCCAAUUUUGCUUUCCUUUCUUACAGAGUGUAAGUGUAAUUGUGGUUUUUCAAGCUGCAAAUUUGCUCUUGGUUAUCUUAACAACAAGUGAGUAAACAGCAGCUCUUUAUACUUGUAUACUUCUAAAUAACUCUUUAAUCCCCUUAGAGUGACCAGCCUCUAUUUUCUUCUCACAAUGUAACUUUGAAUCACACAUUUAGGUAAUGAGAACCAUGAAAAUAAUUACUGAUUAAAGAAGCUCUUGAUUAUUAACCCUUUACAGCCUAACAUCAGUAUGCAUAUUCUCCAUUACAAAUUUGUUUAUUAAUCAAGAGCUUGUUUAGUUGGUGAUCAUUUGUUCUCUUCUCAUGACCUCAAUGUGUGAAUCAGGGAUGAUAUUGUAAAGAGAAUUUAGAUGCAUGUCACAUUUAGGAGACAAAGGGAUACAAAAAUUCUCCUGGUCAGCCCUUAGGAAAUGUAUAGAGAACAGUAUGGAGAAUAUGCAUAAUGAUGUCAGGGUGUAGAGGGUUAAGCCAUUUCACUAUUGUACAUUACCAUUAUCAUCAUCAUCAUCAGUCUUUUGAGCUCCUUUGGAGGCCUCUUCGGUAUUCUACCAUCUGGACCACAUGAAGUCACACACUGUCUUGUACAAUCCUAAACUAUUUUAUUUUCUCUGUCGCAGUAAAACUCACCAAGCAAAUAAUGCAUCAAACAGUAACAAAAUCAUUCCUUGCGCAGUCAUAUUUAUCAACAACACUCCUCUACGCUGGGCUUUACACACUGGUCUAUAAAAUUGAGGUGAGUGGUACAACAGAGUUAGUUAACCCCUUGACCCCUAGGAGUGACCAGCAUCUAAUUUCUCCUUACAAUAUCACCCCUGAAUCACACAUAAAUGUCACAGGAACAAAGGAAAUGAUCACCUUGUAAAGAAACUCUGGAUUGUUAAACAAAUUCUCCUUGCAUCACCCUAGGAAAAUGUAAAGAGAACAGUUUGGAGAAUAUGCACACCUGAUGCUAGAACAUAAAGGACUUGACUUGAGAACUGAAAAAAAUUGAGAAAAAUAUUAGUGCUGGUUAAAACUAAUGCUAGGGUUCUUUGGUCAUGUCAGGAGUGCUGUUGUAUUAUGCAUUAGCUUCACUUUUGUAUGAUGUAUUCCUGAAAACAGCCAUUCCAUACCCUCUUUCAGUGAUUUUUUCAAAAUGUUUUGCUAUUUAAUUAAUUUCUUUUGUUUGUUUGUUGUCAGUCCAGUUCAUUUCAGCACCUAACAGGUGCUAAAGAUCCAUUGAGUACACCAUUAAUAUUUUUCAAGAUGGCUGUUUUCUCCAUUUCAACUGGAACUCUGUGUGGUGAGCUUUUCAUCUGGCCCUAGUUGUUCAAAGAAGAUUGGAUAACACUAUCCACUGGAUGAAUCUUUAUGCAGUGGACAACGCUAUAUAUAUUUUACAAUCAUGCUUGUGUCCUUUCAUAGAGGGUCUUAAGAAAAAUAUUAAUUAGGGGAUUAUUAGUUUAUCCAAUACCAAAUUCUCCAAACUAACACCACAAAAACUAUAUGGCAGACAGUAAGGAGAAUUACUAGCAACAUCUUGGGAUUUAAGGGUUAAAGCCAUCACCCUGCAUUGAGGCCCUCUUUAUUCUCCAAGGUGGAGAGAUGCCCUGUGAGAGUUAAGUGUUUUGCCGCAAUGAGCAAGCCACCUCUCAAACCCAGACCUCUUGAGCCAGCAUCCAGGGCACUAAAUGAGAAAAACUCUCACUUAACUGGAACCAUACAGAGUACACACUUUAUUAAGCUUUUUUGGAAUCUGUGGGCUUCAUUGCAACACUUUUUGAAAGUUGGGUUUUCAUCUUCCUGAAACAGUCUUACUCAGUGGCCAGGAAAUUGAGCCUGGGAAGGAAUUAGGAAAAGAUUUUUCUCCAUUUCCACUAGUUAACUUUCCAUCACUGGUAUCAUUGCUACUUAAGCUAUAAGAGGAACUGGGCUGCUUUCUUAUUUUUUUUAGCAUACAUAUCAGUGGCCAGUAUGCUAAUCAGCCAUUGGUUAGUAAUAGUAUUUAAAAGGAUAUCUUAAUGGAAGAGAGCAUCCACCUCCCUUUACCUUCAAGGGGGUGAGGGAGAGAGAGGGCCAUUCCCUUGUCCAUAUGGUUAAUCACUGAAGACCAUCCACUCUUGUCUAGCCUUAGGAGGGAGGGGGCCAGUAUAUACAGGCCACCUCCCUUUUCUAUGUGGUAGUUGAUGGAAGACAUAAUUUUUCAGUUCUGAGCACAAAAGUUUGGGAAAUUAUCCCAUUUCCUCCAGCCUCAGGGGGUGGGGUGGGGAACACUUUACAAAGGCUAUGUGUACCUCCCUUUUCCAUGUGGUAGGUCGCUUAAAUGCAUUUCUUAAAUGACUUUUUUUCGAUGACUUGUUUUGCAGGUACUUCAUCCAUCAUCCCUGACAUGUGGCUAGCACAGCUUAUUGCUUCAACCCAGGUAUCUUUAGUUAGUAACAAAGCCAUAGAAAUUUUACAUUACAGUGACUUCACUGUAUAUUCAUCAGCUAUUAAUUUUGUGCACUUAUUUUGAUUUCUCUCACAGAUGUUGAUGAGUUAUGUUUAUUUUGCAUCUGUGCUCUACAUGGCUGUACAUCCACCUAAAAAUGAUUUAAAAUGGAGGGUAAUCACCAGAAGCAAUCACCAUAGAAGCCUUCAUCAUGUGAGAACUGUAUGAAAUGUAUGCUGAUAUGUGCAAGGGAUGCUGAUGGAUGCUGAUGUAUGCUGAUGUAUUCUCUGCAGAGACAGAGAGUCCUGUGUGGAAGCUCAGGAAUAUGUACUUCUCAGAGCUAUGAACAGGGAAAAUAAACAUUAAAAAUUUUAGUCUCAUUUAGACUAAAUUAAUCUCCUUUAGGACCAGUCCCUGCUUUUUGACAAAGCCUGUUUCAUGGAUGAAAAAAACUGCAAAAAUUUUCAAGGAGAUAUAGCAGCUAGAGCGGAGGAUUAGUAAUCAAAUCUUGGGAGUUGAAGGGUAAUUAUAACCCUGACAGAAGAAUUGUUUGAAUUUACAAAAGGAUCUGUAUAUAAAGACGUAAAAUAAAUAAGGAACAGACUCAGUCAUACUUGUAAUAGAUUUUAAGGAGAAUCUUAGAAGGAAGGAUUUUUCAAUAAGGAGGCAAAUAUUUUUCAAGGAGAAAGGCAUCCAAACGUGUAUGAGAAUAAUGUAGGUUUGAUACCUUAAGAGUACUUUUGCUUGUUGUUUUUUUUAAUAAAUGAAAGCAUUAUUUUUCAAUAGACCUCAAAUUUAGUCAUGGAUAUUGAAGGAAAUAUAUUUUAAUACUAAGAAUAUCUCAAAUUCUAUCUAAAUCUUUUUCAUAACUUAAUUAUACUGCACUGUUUUUUUUUGUUUGCGUUUUUUUUCAAACUGUGGAGGAGAAAAUUAUUGA
This is a messenger RNA of Pocillopora meandrina, 6335 nucleotides long. The record is from the annotation of a GenBank genome assembly. Lineage: Eukaryota; Metazoa; Cnidaria; Anthozoa; Scleractinia; Pocilloporidae.